CUGUGGAUGCAAAGCGGGCGGCACACUUGACUGUUUAUUGAUGAAUAACCUGUUGAAAUGUGGAUAAUAGAACAUGUAGUCUUUCUAUUGAGUUCGAGUGGAUUUUUUUUUUUAAAGUGGGAUUUAAAACAGCUUUAAUAUUUUUUUAAUAAAUCGUAAAGGCUGUCGAUGAAAGGACAUAAACAGGAUCCACAUCAUGGACUUCCUACUGGAGCGCGUUAGUCCGGAGACCACCAGAGCCCUGCUGCUGUCCUGCGUGCUGCUGCUGCUCUCCCUCCACCUGCGCCGCUGGAUCCGGAUCCGCUCGGUCCCCUUCCCGCCGGGGCCGCUGGCCUGGCCGGUGGUCGGGAACGCUCCGCAGCUCGGCAACAGCCCUCACCUGUACUUCAUGCGCAUGGUGAAGAAAUACGGCGAGGUGUUCCAGAUCAAGCUGGGCUCCCGGACCGUGGUGGUGCUGAACGGGGACAGCAUCAAGCAGGCGCUGGUCAAACAGGGACCGGAGUUCGCCGGCAGACCGGACUUCACCUCCUUCCAGUACGUCAGCGGCGGGGACAGCCUGGCGUUCGGCACGCUGACCGACUGGUGGAAGGUGCACCGCCGGGUGGCCCAGUCCACGGUCCGGAUGUUCUCCACCGGGAACCCGGACACCAAGAGGACCUUCGAGCACCACGUCCUGUGCGAGUUCAAGGAGCUGCUGCAGCUGUUCGUGGAGAAGACGCAGCAGCAGAACUACUUCCAGCCGCUCUCCUACCUGGUGGUCUCCACCGCCAACAUCAUCAGCGCAGUCUGCUUCGGGAAGAGGUACUCCUACGAGGACGAGGAGUUCCGGCAGGUCGUGGGCAGGAACGACCAGUUCACGCAGACCGUGGGGGCCGGCAGCAUCGUGGACGUGAUGCCCUGGCUGCAGUACUUCCCCAACCCCAUCAAAACCAUGUUCGACAACUUCAAGAAGCUCAACCUGGAGUUUGGAGAGUUUAUUAGAAAUAAAGUUCUGGAGCACAGAAAAACCAUCCAGUCCAGCACCAUCAGAGACAUGACGGAUGCUUUUAUUGUGGCGCUGGACCAGAUCAGAGAGAAAUCCGGACUCUCCUCCCCGGAGAAGGACUAUGUGACCGCCACCAUGGGGGACAUCUUCGGAGCCAGUCAGGACACUCUUUCUACUGCUCUGCAGUGGAUCAUCCUCAUUCUGGCCAAGUUCCCUGAGAUGCAGCAGCGCCUGCAGCAGGAAGUGGACCGCGUGGUGGAGCGCGGCCGGCUGCCGAGCAUCGAGGACCAGCUGCGGCUGCCGUACGUGAUGGCGUUCAUCUACGAGGUGAUGCGCUACACCAGCUUCGUGCCGCUGACCAUCCCCCACUCCACCACCCGGGACACCUCCAUCCGGGGCUACGCCAUCCCCAAGGACACCGUGGUGUUCGUCAACCAGUGGUCCAUCAACCACGACGCCGGCGUGUGGUCGCGGCCCGACACCUUCGACCCGCAGCGCUUCCUGAGCCGCAGCGGCGCGCUGGACAAGGACCUGACCGGCAGCGUGCUGAUCUUCUCGCUGGGGAAGCGGCGCUGCAUCGGCGAGGAGCUGUCCAAGCUGCAGCUCUUCCUCUUCACCGCGCUGCUCGCCCACCAGUGCCACAUCGCCCCCGACCCGGACCGCCAGCUCAAACUGGACUACAACUACGGGCUGACCCUGAAGCCGCACGCCUACUUCAUCGCCGUGAGUCUGCGUGAAGACAUGAAGCUGCUGGAGGCCGGGACCCGGCCCGCCGAGGGGGCGGAGCCACACUCAUAAACAACAAAUAACAAACUAAACAAACAAACAAAUGAAGGCUGAAAACACAAAUAGACGUAAAAGCUCCCGUUUGUGGGCUGAAAACUAUAUUUAUAAGCUGAAUCUCAGGCGAAACAAAUUCUUAUCACUGAUUUCUGACUCAUUUUUUAAGUAUUAAAGUUCCAGAGGAGCAGAUUCUUCUUCUGUUCCAACAAGCAGGAAUCUCCCCGACAACAUCAAACACUAUCUGACUUACCGCUUAGCAAUUAGCAUCUUCUGAUCCGUCACGCUGGAGGACUGCAGCCAAUCACCGAUUCACCUCGACUAGACCUCAUUACAUAUAUAUAUACAUAUAUAUAUAUAUAUAUAUAUAUAUUUAUAUAUAUAUACAUAUAUAUAUAUAUAUAUGUAUAUAUAUUACAACAUACAGGACACUGAACAGCUGCUUGUGACUUCAGUGUGAAUUCUAUCACUGCAAGAGUUUAUAGAAAACAAACGAGAACUUCUAAAGCUUUCUUAGUGUUGUCAUGGUUUCUAUUAACUUGUUUGCUGUAAAACUGAAUCUGCUUUAGAAAACGUUCGUCUGUCGAACACGAACGUCUCAAUGUGAUAUUUGAAGGUAAAAAAAGAAAAAGUCAAAAGUGGAGAUUUUUUAUGUGACAAACUAAAGUGAUUCUGUGUGAACAGCUGAUAAGCCCUUUAACCCUGGUCUUCCAAAAUAAAAUGUUCAGUACACUGUAGAAAAUGAUUGAAGAAAUCACAGUAAAACACUAAGAAUUGGAUCAGAAAUAGGGCGUAAAAUUAAAAAUUCUAUAUCACCGUAAUAGACUUUAAAUCAAAGAAUAGCACACAACUUUAAUGUUUAGUGUCAUAAACUGUAGAAAAGAACCCAUUUAUGCUCUAAAAAUAUAAGAAAUUAUGUAAAAUUAAUGUUGCAAUUUCCCUAAAAAUAACAAGAUUAUUCAGUCUUAAUUACAGUUUUUGCUGAUAUUUACAUUUAAAUUUACACUGUAAAGAAAAAACAUGUUUUUACAGUAAAAACCAGCAGCCAGAACUUUACCGUAAUAAAUACUAAAUACUACUAAAUAUAUAGUAGUAUUUAAAUACUAAAUACUACUUUAAUAUUACUUUAAAAAUAUAUUGGCACUGUUGAUUUUACAUUUAAGUUUGCCACUUUAUUCAAUUUUUACUGUAUAAAUAAAAAGUUUUAUAAAUGCCGCAUGAAUUAAAGAUUUUACUAUAAAAUAUUACAGUUUAUUUCUGUUAGAGAAAUGGUGUUUAGUACAUUUAACAGUGAGAAAAAGUAUUUUUUACAAAAGAUAAAUGCAAAAAUUACAGUGGUGGCUUGUAUAUAUAUUACAUUUAAUACACAUUACAGUGUAUUUUACAGUGAAGAAAUUUUUUUUUUUUAAAACUGACACUGGCUGAUAUAAAUACAUUUACUGAGUUUCAUUGUUACUGAAACUGAAAUAACUAAUUUAUCAUUUUACGUCUUUUACCGUCUUGGUUUAACAGAUUUUCACUGUAAAAUCUACAGACAUUUUUUACAGUGUGCUAACAUAGUUUUUACUCAGGAAUAAGGCCGAUGAAAUGUAAAUAUAUAUGAAAUGUCAAAUAUUAUUUGGAUUAGAAGGCUUUGUAUAGUCAGCUAAUAUGAAAUCUGCUGUAUGAUGUUUGAUAAGACGAGAGGUUCAUCUGCAAAAACAGAUAAAUUACAAUUAAAAUAAUAAUAAUUAACCAACACCAGCUAGAUUGAUUUUCCCCUUAAAUGCACAAAAAAAAAUAAUCAUAAUAAUAAUAAUAACAAUAAUAAUUUAGGAACAUUUUUUUUCAUUAAAACAACCAAAACAACAGUUGGACUGCACCAAAAAUAAAUAAUUAAAAUGUGGGAAAUUAAUGUGUUUUUGCAAAGAACUCUUCAACCCUCCUGUUAUGUUGCAGGUUAAAUUGACCCAUUUCAAAGUUAAAAAAAAAAAAAAAAAAAAAAAAAAAAUCGUUAAAAGUAUUUUUUCAUAAACAGAAAAAAAUUAAAAAUGUAUAACAAAAUGUUAAAAAAAUUCAAGUCAUGUAAAACCAUUGUAUUUUAUAUUUAGUUAUUUACAAUCUAUUUAAAAAAAAAAAGAUUUUACAUGCAUUUUUAAAUUAAAAACGAGUGAAUUAUCCUCAUUGAACCUGAUCUGAGAGGUAAAGAACACCAUUCAUAAAUAUUGAUUAAAAUGGUUAGUAAUGGAGUUAUUAAUGACAUAUAAACAAUGUUUAUUGGGAUUUUUUGGAUCAAUAAACAUAACAGGAGGGUUAAACAGACCUGCUCGUGUCCAAUAUAAAAUAUGAAAGUACUAAUAUUAGAUCAGUGUUAUUUAGUAAUUUAUUCCUCCACAAAGCUUUCUGUUUAUGAUGAUUGAUGUAGAAUGCUGCUCUAUGGAUAAAAACCUUUUUAAUAUGUCAUUUUAUCUCCAUGCCAGUAACCAAACUGUUUGUUUUCUCUUCAUAUUGUUUUAUUUACAGGAAUAUUCAUGCUGUCAGAGUUGUUGGGACACUACGGGCUAGUUAUUAUUUUAUUGUUAUUAUCUAUUUGCUGCCUCAGCAUUAAAAGGCUCAUGCACUGACUUGUUGGAAUCACUGGUGACUUUAAUAACAGACCUGCUAUUUGUUAUUUUUAUGUCUUUGUAAACUAAAAUAUAUUCACUGAUGAUAAGAAUAUACAAUUAAAACAUUCCCACCAGGAUGAUCCUGUUAAAGUCAAAUCUUUGUUCAUUUGGUUAAAGACAUAAACCAUUAAAUAUUCUAUAUCAUGUA
Centropristis striata (black sea bass) is the source of this 4558-nucleotide messenger RNA. RefSeq names its product cytochrome P450 1B1 (gene cyp1b1). The coding region runs from base 197 to 1783 and encodes 528 amino acids. Gene Ontology annotation, biological process: hormone biosynthetic process; progesterone metabolic process. Lineage: Eukaryota; Metazoa; Chordata; Actinopteri; Perciformes; Serranidae. The transcript has 3 exons. The record is from RefSeq and is a predicted model, not a curated record. Gene Ontology annotation, molecular function: iron ion binding; heme binding; steroid 17-alpha-monooxygenase activity.